This is a messenger RNA of Vicia faba (fava bean), 1227 nucleotides long. Lineage: Eukaryota; Viridiplantae; Streptophyta; Magnoliopsida; Fabales; Fabaceae. The record is from the annotation of a GenBank genome assembly.
AUGGUGAUAUCUGUAUGUGAGAAGGUAAGAAAUCACAUACCUAAUGAUCUUUCUUUCUUCAUUCUAUCAAAACUUCCUUUAAAAUCAUUGAAGCGCUUUGGAUGUGUAAACAAAACAUGGUCUGUUUUUUUUGAAAACCCUAAUUUUAUGAUCGAGUUUUGCAAUAAUUUCAUAUCCAUUCCUCACUCUUAUUACAAUGAUGCAUCUCUCCUCCUUUAUCAAGUUAAAUGGAAUCACAAUCAUACUUACAUGAGUUUCCCUUUGUAUUUACUUUCCGGUGAGAGAUUUGAGAAUAAAGUUAAAUUGGACUUUCCAAAUCCAUUUCAACAUGACAACCCUGGCUAUUAUAUAUUGGUUUCUGGUAGUAUAAAUGGAAUUUUAUGUCUUUACGAUGAUGAGGACAUGAUUAUAUUAUGGAAUCCAACUAUAAAAGAAUUCAAAGUCAUUCCUCCUAGCCCUGUCGAUUCUCUACCACCUUAUCGGGCUAUUAUGAAGGAAAUUCAUGGAUUUGGUUAUGACCCUGUUAGGGAUGACUAUAAGAUUAUUAGGAAAGUAGGUUUUAUUAAUGUAACAGAUGAUGAUGAUGAUCAUCAUGUUAUUCCGUCUGAUGCACAAUGGGAAGAUAUGUGUGAGAACUAUGAACCCUUUUGGGAGGUAUAUAGCCUAAUAUGUAACUCUUGGAGGAAAGUUGAUCUCGUCCUUCCUACUUGUUGUUCGGAGGGCAGCCAUUAUAAUAAUGAUCUAUUGUACUUGGAUGGAAUGUGUCAUUGGCUCUCGAUCUCUCAUGGACAAUAUGGUGAACAAUACUUGGUGUCGUUUGAGUUUACUAAUGAAGUUUGUUUUACCACACUCAUGCCCACACUCGUAUUCUUAGACACAGAUCCCGAUAAUGUUUUGCACCCUGCAGUGGUGUUGUUAAAUGGAUCCAUUGCUUCGAUUUUAGGGUAUACAACUACUUUUCACAUAUCAAUUUUAGGCAAAUUGGGUGUAAGUGAAUCUUGGACUAAAAUCUUUGUUAUUGGACCCUUGUCCGACGACAUUAUGUAUCCUAUUGGAGCGGGAAAGAAUGGAGAUAUAUUCUUCGCAAGGAAAGAAGGAAGAGAACCAAUUUGCUUUGAUUUAUGUACCCAAAUGAUUGAGGAGCUUGAUGGGGUCAAAGGAGCGUAUUAUUCUAAAAUAAUAAUUUAUAAAGAAAGCCUUGUUUCAAUUGGACAAAUAAAUCAUUAG